AUUUGAAUUUGAGCCAACUGAAUAAUAUUCAAACAUGGAAGGAAAAAGCCAAGGUGUAUUACAAGAAAUUCAGAUGAAUUUUGGAGACGAUACUCCUGAAAAACAAGAAUUUAAAGUUAAUUUCUUAGAAACAGAGAUGCUUGGGACAAACGGAAAACUUUCUCUAGGUCCAUCAGCCUAUGAAACAGCCAAAGAUUUCCUUGAUAAAGAGGAUCAUGAGAACACAGUGAAGUUUCUCAAAUUUCAAGGUUGUGAAGAUGAAGAUGAUGAAUCUCCAAAAGAAGAGACUAAGGAAGACGAACUCUCAGAUAGAAGAGACUCCAUCAGCGAUGUCAGCAAUGAUGAUAUCAAUGAUUCUCAGCCAUUUAAUGAACUUGACCAGAUCGGCACAAUCCAAUUCUUAAAGAAGAACUAUGACUAUUAUAUUGAAAGAGUCUACAACAAUGUCAAGGUUGAAGAAUUCAAAGGUAAAGGAGUUACUAAAGGAAGCGAAUUUGAGGAAUUAACCAAGCUUGACCCAGAGAAAUCCAAGGUCUUAGAAGAUGCUGCACUUGAAUUUGUAGUCUGUCCUCAAAAAGCAAAAGAUAUUUUGUUAGAGAACAAGAUCACUGAUCAUAGUCCAGACCAUUUCGCCAAGUUUCUCUAUUGCAUGCCAAUAGACUUGACUGCUAAGACUAAGUUUAUGUUCUUAAAUACUGAUGACUUUGCUUUGAAAGCGAAGGGUAAGUUCGUUGAAUGCUUCUCUUUCUUCGAUAUGAGAAUCAAGGAGUUCUUAUUAACGAUCCUGACAAAAUGUUGCCCACCUUCAGACUUUGAGAAGAGACAAGCUUUCUAUCAGUUCUUUUGCGAAGAAUACUCCAAUCAGAACCCUGACAAGAUUAUCUCAGGAGAUAAUCUCAUCAUGAUCUUGAACUGUCUAUUCUUUUUCAUCGAGAAGCAGAGGAAGAAAUUGAAACACUUCAAGGUGACAUUUGAGCAGUUCUUGACUUAUGUGGAGGACACUGGGGAGAACAUAAUCACUCUUAAGGAAGCUGACCAAUAUUACAAACAAAUCCAAGAAGGAAAGUUCCUUCCUCACGAUCUAGACAUCCGUGUUGGCUCUGAAGGCAAGUAUGCUGCUGACAAAAAUGUUGAUUUUAUCAGAAAAGUUAAAAAGUUUGCCUGGAAGGCUACUCCAGGUGAUAUCUUCUUCUGGGAGCGUACCAAGAUGUAUAAGCUUGAAAUGAAAGGACUCAAGAUCCGGAAGAAGGAAAUUGCUCUCAACCAGCAAGAAACCAAACUUCUGUGGUUUAAGGAAGGCAAGAGUAGCUCCUCUUCUCUUAAGCUGAAUGAUAUCACUGAUGUUGAGAUCGGGAUCACAGAUAUUUUUCUGAAGUAUAUGAAGGAAGCAAAGUUCCAAGAACUAAUUCAGGAAGCAGAGCUCUGCUUAUCAAUCAGAACGGACAAGAGGUCAUUCGACUUCUAUGGUACUUCUACCAGAGAUGUGCAGACUUGGUAUGAUAGGCUGAAGUCAGUCGCUGAAGUAAACAAAAUGAAGAAGAUCGACCAAUAUGCUGAAGAGAAUCAAGAGCCCUCUCUUAUUGAAUUUAAAUAUGAUAGAGUCAAAGAAGUAGUUUGGGAAGACAAAAUUAUCCCAAAUUGGCAGAAAUACUUCAAUUUUGUUGAGGAUGAAAUUACCCCAAAGGAUUAUAAAGAUCUUAAGAUCAAGUACGAAGUUCCAAAGGUCUCUAAAAAGCCUGAAGAAGGACUUAAGAUGAAAGUCAGAGUGAAAACCAUGAAAUUUAGUAACUUAAUCAUGGCUGGAAUUCCCACUAAGAUUAAAGCUAUUGUUUACCCUGUCUUUAUCAAGAAUCGUCAAAAUAUGACUCAGGUGCUUUAUGACUCUCUAGACACAAAUUUCAGAACAGAAUAUGGCACAAAUCCAAUUCUUAAAGACAAGUACCAGAUAGCUGUCUCAUCUUGCAUUGAUCAAUACAGAAAUAUUUUAGAGAAAUCAUUGAUUGACUUUGAAGAAAUCUCUGAGAAAAUGGUAAAGAUGCUGUACAUUUUCUUCGAAAUCCACAGAAGAGAUAUGUAUUUCUGUGGGCAUGAUAUCAUAAUGCUUUGCUUCCACUUUGUGUUGUAUUGCCAUUCAGAUUAUUCUGCUUACAAGUGCUUCUCAAAUUUGGUGCUAAAUAACGAUCAUAUUGUAAACAAUCUUCAGCAGAAAGGAGUCGAUGAGGAAGCUAUGUUCAACACAAUUGAGAAGAACACUAUUUGUAUCUCAGAAAUUAGAGCAAAAACAAAGUCUGAUGCCUCAACUGAGUUCAUCAUCAAAAAGCUUAAGACUGAUUUUUCAGAAUGGGGCUCAAGAGCCAUCACAAGAAUCACUAAGAGCGGAUUGAAACUGAAAGAUUACAUAAACGAUCUCAGGAUGUCCUUCCUGACAUCAGAACUUCCUCUAGAUUUUACAUCAAUUGUAUUAGAUCAUUACAUUCUUAGAGGAGAGUACCAGCUUGCAUGCAUAAUUCUCAGAUACCUUAAGCUGAAAUGGGAUGAGAUGAGGACAGUUAAGAACAAAGGACUAACUGUAACUCACCUUUUCAAUCCAAAAUUUACCCUAAAUCUACACAAGAAGGACCAUUUCAAACAGUUUAAGGAGCUUGAAGGGAAAUAUAAGAUGAAAGUCCAGAUGAAGAACAUUUUGGACGCCCAAAUUAGGAUGUCAUAAUUCAAUUCACUGUAG
Moneuplotes crassus is the source of this 2725-nucleotide messenger RNA. NCBI's taxonomy places the organism in Eukaryota, Ciliophora, Spirotrichea, Euplotida, Euplotidae. The record is from the annotation of a GenBank genome assembly.